UUUCUGAGUCUCUCUCUCUCUCAUUUACAGUUUCAAAAAAAAAAAAAAUAGAAUCAAUAUGUCACAGCGUCGUUCAUUUCUCUCACGAAGAAUCCUUAGUCGAUCCUUUACAUUUUCCAAAUCAUUCAAAGAAUUCAAACUUCCAGAAACUUCUACUCAAUCUGAUUUCGCUGUUUUUAGCGGCGGUACGAACAAAGUAGUAUUAGGAGGUGAAAAUGACGGCGCCGUGGAAUCCGAUUCCGGCGAUGCCACGUCAUCGUGGUCAAAUAUGUUGCCGGAGCUUCUAGUAGAGAUCAUACAGCGAGUGGAAGCUUCUGAGGACCGUUGGCCGCUCCGUCAAAACGUUGUCGCAUGUGGAUGUGUGUGUAAGAGAUGGCGGCAACUUACUGAGGAAGUUGUUGAGUCGUCUCUUCAGGCUGGAAAAAUUACCUUCCCUUCUUGCCUUAAACAGCCUGGGCCUCGAGACUCUCCUCUUCAAUGUUUCAUAAAACGUGACAAGAAAAACGCCACAUUUUACCUAUAUCUUGCUCUUUCACCCGCAUUAAUGGACCAGGGGAAGUUUCUCUUAGCAGCCCGGAGGUACAGAAAUGGUGCUUACAUUGAAUAUAUAGUAUCUCUUGAUGCAGAUGAUUUGUCUCAGAGAAGUAACGCGUAUGUUGGGAAGUUAAGGUCGGACUUUCUUGGGACCAAUUUUACCAUAUAUGAUAGUCAACCCCCACACAAUGGGGCAAAGCCAUCAAGCAGCCGGUCUUGUCGUCGUUUUGCGAGUAAGCAAAUUAGUCCCCAAUUACCAGCUGGUAAUUUUGAAGUUGGACAUGUUUCCUACAAGUUAAACCUGUUGAAGUCAAGAGGGCCAAGGAGGAUGGUAUGUUCACUCAAGUGUCCCUGUCCUGGAGAAGCUGUUGUGGACAAAUCUCAGGAUGCUCUGAAGAAGCAGCAGCUUGGUUCUGCAGAAACCAGCGGCACUGUUUUGAAAAAUAAACCUCCACGGUGGCAUGAGCACUUGCAAUGUUGGUGUUUAAAUUUCCACGGCAGAGUCACCGUUGCAUCUGUUAAGAAUUUUCAGCUAGUUGCAACACUGGACCAAAGCCAGCCUGGUGGAAAAGGCGAUGAGGACACAGUAAUCCUUCAGUUUGGGAAGGUAGGAGAUGAUGUUUUUACAAUGGACUACAGGAAGCCUCUGUCUGCCUUCCAAGCGUUUGCAAUUUGCCUGACCAGCUUUGGCACCAAGUUGGCCUGUGAAUAGAUUCUUACUCUUAAUCGUUGCAAGCAUGCUUGUGAUGCACAACGGAACGUUUUUCGUUUAAUUUAAUAUUCUCUACUCUUUGCUACCUGUGUAAUUUAGAUUAGUAAUGUAGUAUAUGUGUGACGAUGUUAGUGUAAUCUAACUUUUCAUGCGAAUCUCAUCAUCGUGUAACAAAAGCUCGAUCUUUCAUUACCGGUGUUUCUAUCUACUAAUGCCAAUUCCUCAGGA
This is a messenger RNA of Nicotiana attenuata, 1474 nucleotides long. RefSeq names its product tubby-like F-box protein 7. The record is from RefSeq and is a predicted model, not a curated record. Gene Ontology annotation, molecular function: protein binding. The transcript has 4 exons. Lineage: Eukaryota; Viridiplantae; Streptophyta; Magnoliopsida; Solanales; Solanaceae. The coding region runs from base 59 to 1246 and encodes 395 amino acids.